Molecule: messenger RNA, 761 nt
Organism: Megachile rotundata (alfalfa leafcutting bee)
Lineage: Eukaryota; Metazoa; Arthropoda; Insecta; Hymenoptera; Megachilidae
Source: RefSeq, a predicted model, not a curated record
CGAUCCAUAUUCUGGGGGGGUGCAAGGUCUCUUUCUCCCUACCUAGUUACGUCAAUGGUGCAUUCACGUUUUUAUUAUAUCACUGUAUCGUUCGAUCAACCUUGUCCAGCAAAACUCCUAUUCUCCUCCUCCUCGUUUCCCUUCCCCUAACCAGAUUCAAACAAAAAAGGUUUAUGAUUGACGAGGUACGCUAUGGAAUUUAUCCUCUUUUGUUACAAUCUAUUUUAAAGGAAGAGUCAGCUAGAGAAGGAAGUGUUGAGCUCCGUUGCACACGGCUGACUAAAUUAACUUGUUUGAUAAAAUCACAAAAAAAAAUAUCUCAAACAAUUCACGAAAGGGAUCCAGACCCAGAGUUUAUACUCUUUCGCAUACCGAGCAUGAACGCAGCAGGGAGUGAACGGCCGUACAAUGCACGUGCGGGCUUUGAGGAACUUACGUUCCGAAAGACACCACCCAUAAUCCAACUGGUCGAGUAAAUCGUGUGGGCAGCCGUGUCGUAAUGAUGAUUUUAAGCGACGAUAAGAACAAGAUAUGCAAACGAAGAUUCGGGAUGCGGUUAGAAAACAAUUAGCCGCUGGCCUGCCAACGAUGGACGCCGUAUUGGACCGUAUCGAAGAUGGGCAAAUGCCUGUUGCAGUUACUUUACCUAUCGCAACAAGGGGCAUUGGUUUUGGAAUAGUUUUAACAUAUUUUUCAGUACUUAGUAUAAAACAUGUGGAUAUGCCCAAUAUUUAUAGUGUCUAUCGUGUUUCUCUGGCUCC